AUGUCUGCCUCAGUUUGUCCCCUGUGUCUGAACCAGUGUGUUUCCCAAUGUGUUCCUCAGUGUGAACCCUGUGUCUGCCUCAAUGUGCCCCUGUGUCUGCUCCAGUGUGUCCCCUGUGUCUGCCUCAGUGUGUCCCCGGUGUCUGCCUCAGUGUGUCCCAGGUGUCUGCCUCAGUGUGUCCCAGGUGUCUGCCUCAGUGUGUCCCAGGUGUCUGCCUCGGUGUGUUCCCUUUGUCUGCCUCGGUGUGUCCCAGGUGUCUGCCUCAGUGUGUCCCCUUUGUCUGCCUCAGUGUGUCCCCGGUGUCUGCCUCAGUGUGUCCCAGGUGUCUGCCUCAGUGUGCCCCCUUUGUCUGCCUCGGUGUGUCCCCUUGGUCUGCCUCAGUGUGUCCCAGGUGUCUGCCUCAGUGUGUCCCCUUUGUCUGCCUCAGUGUGUCCCCGGUGUCUGCCUCAGUGUGUCCCAGGUGUCUGCCUCAGUGUGUCCCCUUUGUCUGCCUCGGUGUGUCCCAGGUGUCUGCCUCAGUGUGUCCCCUGUGUCUGCCUCGGUGUGUCCCCUGUGUCUGCCUCAGUGUGUCCCAGGUGUCUGCCUCGGUGUGUCCCCUUUGUCUGCCUCGGUGUGUCCCAGGUGUCUGCCUCAGUGUGUCCCCUUUGUCUGCCUCAGUGUGUCCCCGGUGUCUGCCUCAGUGUGUCCCAGGUGUCUGCCUCAGUGUGCCCCCUUUGUCUGCCUCGGUGUGUCCCCUUGGUCUGCCUCAGUGUGUCCCAGGUGUCUGCCUCAGUGUGUCCCCGGUGUCUGCCUCAGUGUGUCCCCGGUGUCUGCCUCAGUGUGUCCCAGGUGUCUGCCUCAGUGUGUCCCCUGUGUCUGCCUCGGUGUGUCCCCUUGGUCUGCCUCAGUGUGUCCCCUUUCUCUGCCUCGGUGUGUCCCCUGUGUCUGCCUCAGUGUGUCCCAGGUGUCUGCCUCGGUGUGUCCCCUUUGUCUGCCUCGGUGUGUCCCAGGUGUCUGCCUCAGUGUGUCCCCUUUGUCUGCCUCAGUGUGUCCCCGGUGUCUGCCUCAGUGUGUCCCAGGUGUCUGCCUCAGUGUGAUCCUGAGUGUGUCCCCUGUGUCUCCUCCAGUGUGUGA
Molecule: messenger RNA, 1113 nt
Organism: Haliotis rufescens (red abalone)
Lineage: Eukaryota; Metazoa; Mollusca; Gastropoda; Lepetellida; Haliotidae
Product: keratin-associated protein 10-5-like
Exons: 1
Coding region: 1-1113 (370 amino acids)
Source: RefSeq, a predicted model, not a curated record